Messenger RNA from Fusarium proliferatum ET1, 1530 nucleotides. RefSeq names its product putative catalase isozyme P. Gene Ontology annotation, molecular function: catalase activity; heme binding. Gene Ontology annotation, cellular component: cytoplasm; peroxisome; mitochondrion. The coding region runs from base 1 to 1530 and encodes 509 amino acids. Gene Ontology annotation, biological process: hydrogen peroxide catabolic process; response to hydrogen peroxide. The transcript has 5 exons. The record is from RefSeq and is a predicted model, not a curated record. Lineage: Eukaryota; Fungi; Ascomycota; Sordariomycetes; Hypocreales; Nectriaceae.
AUGUCAGAUUCAAACGAAACCCCGGUUUAUACCCUCGCUGAGGGCAAGCCCGUCGAGGACCCAACCUCAUCCGUCGUCCUUCGCGGACCAAAAGUUCGAGGUGGCGGUCUCGCAUUGUUGGCAGACACGCAAUUGAUCGAGACACUUGCUCACUUUCCUCGAGAGCGUAUUCCUGAGCGUGUUGUUCACGCCAAAGCGGCUGGAGCAUGGGGCUACUUCGAGUGCACCCAUGAUAUCACAGACUGGUGUUCAGCAGCGCCUUUCCGUCGCAUCGGCAAACAGACCCAAGUCCUUGCCCGUCUGUCUACCGUCGCUGGUGAGAAGGGAUCUUCCGACACCCUCCGUGACAUCAGAGGCUUCGCCCUCAAGAUGAAGACCGAGGAAGGGAACUGGGAUUUUGUCGGGAACGACUUACCCGUCUUCUUUAUUCGCGACCCAGCAAAGUUCCCUUCGUUGAACAGAUCUCAUAAACAUCACCCGCAGACUGCUGUUGCUGAUGCAAGCAUGUUUUGGGACUUUCACAACAACAAUCAAGAAGGCGCUCACUGUCUGAUGCAACUAUUUGGACCACGCGGUGUACCACAGUCUCUCAAGAAUGUAAACGGCUUUGGAAACCAUACAUUCAAAUUUGGCAAACCCGAAGAUGGAUCUUUCAAGUACGUCAAAAUCCACUUCAAGCCUGACGAUGGCAUCAAGAAUCUUUCACAAGAGGAUGCCAUUCGUCUUGCAGGCGAAGAGCCAGAUUAUCACGUCAAGGAUAUGUACAACUCUAUUGAGAGAGGUGACUAUCCGACAUGGACCAUGUAUCUUCAGGUCAUGGAUCCCAAAGAGGCGGAGACAUACAAGUGGAACAUCUUCGACAUCACUAAAAUCUGGCCUCACAAGGACUAUCCUCUUAUCCCCGUCGGAAAGCUUGUGUUGAACAAGAACCCAGAUAACCACUUCCAUGAUAUCGAGCAAGCAGCUUUCUCGCCUUCGACACUCAUUCCUGGUAUCGCUCCGUCAGCUGAUAUCAUGCUGCAUGCGAGAAUGUUUAGUUAUCCUGAUGCUGCACGCUAUCGCGUUGGCCCAAACUACCAGCAACUUCCAUGCAAUCGACCUCUUGACGCCUACUCACCAUAUCAGAGAGACGGACCGAUGCAUCUUGAUGGAAACUAUGGUUCAGACCCUGAUUAUGUUCGCUCCUCAUUCCGCAAGGUCAAAAGCGGUCCCGCCGACGUCACGCACAGCGAAUGGGUUGGCAGAGUCCAAGCCUACUCGUCCGACGUCGAAGACGAAGACUGGGAACAGCCUCGUAAUCUGUGGAAGAUCUUCAAGGAUAAUGAGGAAGAUGAAGUCUUUCUCAACAACCUGUCUGGUCACGUCAACAAAGCACUUCCCGAAGUCCAGGAGGCAACAGUUCGUAUGUGGGCUAAUGUUGAUGAAGAGAUAUCGAAGAGGCUCGGAGAGAAGUUGAAGAAUUUGACUGGGGAUUUUGACCAUUCCAAGGCACCGCCGAGUCAGACUGUGUUGGCGUCGAGGCGUAAGUGA